AUGUCAGCUCCUCUAGAAUCACAACGCGGCAGGGAGAAGUUGGCUCAUGAUGGUCACAUAUACGUCUUCGCACAGUUCAGCAAAGAUAAAACGAAAGAAUUCUGGCGUUGUCAAUUCAAGAACAGCAGGACGGGCAAAUGCCUUGCUCGUUUACACAAGUGUCUCAUCUCUGACGAGAUAUCGGUUCUUGGAAUCCACACAGAUAUGCCGAACGCUGCUGCCAUCGAAGUGCUCCAGCAGAAGGUCGCUCUCAAGCGACGUGCUGUUGACACAGCCGAAGCUCCCCAGCAAAUCAUCAGCAGAAUCAGGGCCACCUCUUCGGUUGCUGCUCAGGGAGCAAUGGAGAGCAAUAAGGGCCUGGCGCGAAUCGUUCAGAGAACUCGCAACCGGUACGCAAUCCCGUCGACACAUUACUCAACCCGCUCGGAAAUAGUCAUUCCGGAAGAGUAUCAAGUGUAUGAAAGCACUCCCGGGAACUUCGAACGAUUUCUCCUCGGAGAUAGCGGAUCAGACGAUCCAAACCGGAUCCUGAUAUUCGGGAGAGAGAGCACGAAUGCUUGGAUCGGAGAGGUAUCGAAAAUCUACGUUGAUGGUACCUUUAGUUUGGCACCAGAACUUUUCUGCCAGAUCCUCGUCAUCCUCGGAGAGCGCCCUGGGGUCGUGACUCCUGUAUGUUACGUUCUCUUGCCGAGUAAAACUGAAGAGAGGUAUUGCAAGAUGCUCGACAUGUUGACCUUGGGUUGGCCGAACUUCAAUCCGGGAGCCAUAUCGAUGGACUACGAAAAAGCUCUGAUAAACGCUUUUAGUGCGUAUUUCCCGACAGCCGAGAUACACGGUUGUUUUUUCCAUCUCGUACAGAAUAUGAAAGAGCAACUCGCUGCCAAUGGUUUGAGCAGCAGGUAUCGGAGCGAAGCAGAUUUCGCGCUCAAAGCUGAAAUGAUCUCCGCACUGGCUUUCAUCCCGCCGGAGCGUCUUGAAGAUGCGCUGAGGGAGUUGCGGGAAGAGCUGCCUGAUGAUCUGCAGACGAUCCUCGAUUAUUUCGAGGAUAACUACAUCGGACGUCUACAAGUGAGGAGCGAUGGAUCUUUGGGACGCCGGGAACCCUUGUUCCCGGUGUCUAUAUGGACUGUCUACAGGAGAACCUUGAAUGGCGAUUCUCGAACGAACAACUUCGCUGAAGCAGCGCAUCGAAGCCUGCAGCGACAAUUCCAGGUUCAGCAUCCUGGUCUCCUAAAAUUCAUCGAAGGAAUCAGAAUCGUUCAGAAAACAAAAGACGCUGAUCUGGAAAGAUAUAUCGCCGGGCAUGAAAUCACAGGGAAACGAAACAAAUACGUGGAGAACGAUCGCCGCAUCUUGAGAAUCCUCGAAAGGAUGGAUGACCGUUUGUUGCGGGAGAUUCUCCGUGGGAUAGCUCAUACUUAUCAAAUGAAUCCCUAA
Messenger RNA from Galendromus occidentalis (western predatory mite), 1437 nucleotides. RefSeq lists its product as uncharacterized. The record is from RefSeq and is a predicted model, not a curated record. The transcript has 2 exons. Lineage: Eukaryota; Metazoa; Arthropoda; Arachnida; Mesostigmata; Phytoseiidae. The coding region runs from base 1 to 1437 and encodes 478 amino acids.